Molecule: messenger RNA, 2372 nt
Organism: Physcomitrium patens
Lineage: Eukaryota; Viridiplantae; Streptophyta; Bryopsida; Funariales; Funariaceae
Product: protein THALLO
Biological process (GO): maturation of SSU-rRNA from tricistronic rRNA transcript (SSU-rRNA, 5.8S rRNA, LSU-rRNA)
Cellular component (GO): small-subunit processome; nucleolus
Source: RefSeq, a predicted model, not a curated record
CUUCUUCUCGCGGCCUCAUACCCGCGAAGAGUGAAGCAACGAUCCAACUGUUUAGGGUUUAGGGUUUAAGUAAGCGUGAGGGGGUCUAGUCUAGGGUCUUGGGUUCUCAAGCCCUCUCCCUCUGUUUUUCUGUCUGUAUGUGCUUGCCUCGUCUUGUCUCGUCUCGUGCUACAGCUUCGUGCCAAGGGUUGCAAUUCUCUGUGUGGGAAGGCAGGGCAGGCACUUGUCUGAGGUUUAUCCACCUGGGACACGAUGAAGAAAGAGAAGAUGGAGCGUCUUACAAAAUUGCAGGAGAUGCAGGAGGAGGAGAGCGAGGACGGGGAGAUGCAGGGCAGCGAUGACGAGGACAUGGAUGAGGAGGAGCUCACUGGGCUUGCAGCCAAAAUGGCUCGGCAAGCUAAGUUUAUGAAGCAGAGAGUGGGCAUGGAAGACGAUGAAGACGAUGAAGAAGAGGAGGAGAAGAAGAGUGCUGUGUGGGGAAAAGGGAAGAAAAUUUAUUACGGUGCAGAUAAUGUGGACUAUGAGCUUCAAUCUAGUGAUGAGGAGGCUCCUGCAGAGGAGGAAGAAGCAAUGAAACAACUGCAGAAGGAGAUAGCUGCAAAAAUGCGCCCUGAAGACUAUAACGAUGAUGAUUCGGAUGAAGAGGGGAUCGAGGGCGAAGAAUCUUUUGAGGAUGCUGCAAAAAAGGAGUCUCAACCAAAGAAAAAGAACAAAGUCGUAGAUAAAAUGGUCACAGACGGUACCAUUGAACUCAAGAAAGAUAUAGCGGCACUGUCUAAAGAAGAGCAGAUGGAGGUUUUAAUGAGCGAUGCUCCAGAGCUGGUGGGGUUAACGACAGAACUUCAGGAUAAUCUUAACGAGCUUCGGACAAAGGUGGCACCGUUGCUGGAAAAGGUGAGGGGAAGAAAAGGAGCAACCGAAGAAGGACUUAAUUAUUUGGAACUGAAGCACAUGCUACUUCUAAGUUACUGCCAAGCCAUUGUUUUUUACUUAUUGUUAAAAGCUGAGGGACAAUCUGUUAAAGACCAUCCCGUUGUUGGCCGCUUGGUUGACCUAAAAUUGUCAUUAGAAAGGCUCCGUCCGAUCGAGGAAAAAUUGCAGAAGCAGAUAGAGAAAUUGCUAAACUCAGACUUGAUCGAGGCUGAUGAAGAAGAAACAGAGGCCAAUGAAAAACGCGAGAAUUCUAAAGCUUCGAAGAAAGCAUCUAGUGAAGGGAAAUCAAAGAAUCGUAAAGCUGCCAUUGAGGAGACCGGGAAUGGAACAAAUGGUCAUGUUGAGGAGGCAGAUAAUAUGUUGGGAAUUGUGAGUAAACAAAUGUUGGAAGAGAGGUCUCGCUUGGAUGCUCGUACACAAGAAGGGAGGCAUGUUGCCCAUGUACCCGUAUCAAAUGCAGAGCGUAAAAAAGCUAAGCGCCUUAAGGCUAGCACUGGGAUGACAGGAACGGGUGAUGAUUUUGAGGAUGUUGUGGACAACGAUUCUGGAGUGUCGAAUGGACUUCUUAAUGCGAAGCCACGGUCACUUUCACAAGUCAUCGCUCAAGCUGGUAGACCUUUUAAGAAACCGCAGAUUAUUUCUGGUGAUGCUGAUUUACCAGUCAGGGAAGAAUUAGGAGAUCGAAGGAGAAAACUUGAAAUUCAGAAAACUAACAAAAAGAUAGCCAUGCAUGACUCUGAUGACCAUGAAAGCAAUGGAAGAGCCAGUUCUAUAGAGCCAGAAGAAGAUGAAUUCUAUAAGCAAGCUAAAUUGCUCAAGGAGGCCAAACAAGCUGCUAAAGAUUCAAAAUAUUCAAGAACGCUUCUGGUUCCCGUUGAAGAAGAAGACGCUGAGGGAAAACGGAGCAUUACUUGGCAGAUGGAGAAGAAUAGAGGGCUUACGCCUCAUCGUAAGAAAGCUAAUAAGAAUCCUCGCAAGAAAUACAAGCUUAAGCAUGAGAAGGCAGUCAUUCGUCGGAAAGGUCAAGUACGUGAAAUGCGACAAGCUACAUCGAACUAUGGUGGUGAAUCUACCGGUAUUAGAACCAACAUCAGUCGGAGUGUUCGGUUUAAAAACUAAACUUUUAGUCAAUUAUUGUAAGGGCAAACAAAAUUAUAAGCUGCUUAUUUCUAUGGCUUCCUUUCGAGAUCUUCAGCGGGUCUCCCGGUGCAACCUUGGUGUUACCCAUUUUAUGAGGAUAUUUAGAGUGUACCUUUUAGCUCCCGGAUACGAACAACCAGUUUUGCGCACUCUGAACCGGUUGUACCAUUAUGUAAGACGGCUGGUAUAGGGCUUGUGGCACCUUGCGAGUGGCAUGGUCAGCUCUACCUCCCCAACCAGCUCCACCCUUUCGCGCUACUGAAAGCGCAAUGAAGUGCGCUCUGCUUUUCCUCGUGUCC